AUGAGACGAGGAGGUUACUCCAACCGAAACAGAUCUUCUGGCAGGCCAGACAAUUGGAAGAAGCGAAGUGUAUUUACCAAGCUCCUCAAAGACGAAAAUGCGGAUAUGCGGGACACCUACCACGCGCGGAGGUUCCUGGAAGGAAUGGAAACAUUCGAGUCCAAAGCAGAGCUGCUGUCGGAACUGGACAAUCCUAGAAAUGAAGGGAAACGGCGGCUUCGAGACCUCUUGUCCUUUAUCAACUCUUCAGAAGAUGUGGAGGAAUUGCUCAUUCCUCUUUUGGGGCAUGUGAUGAAUCAGGAAACACAGAGACCAGUCUAUCGACCACUGUUGAACAAGAUGCUGCUCGAAAUCUAUCACACACCGCUCCUUAUGCAUGUCAUUGACGAGAACUGUGUCGUGGAACAACUCAGCGGCACAUCUGCCAAUCAGUUCUGUUCGUUCUUGAGGACCAUCACCAAAGCAUUCAUGGAACCAAGAAAAUGCCAGACGGUCCAGAAUCUGGCAAAAGGACUACGUGAAAGAGGCGAUGUUGAUGAAGCGAAGCGCUUGUGUGCUCUCCUGCUCCUGGACGAACGAGAGGAGGGCGAGUUGCAUCUGACACCAAAGGACAACAGGAUGAACCGCAACAAGCCAAAGGGUGUGGCAUGUUGGGUGACGGACUUGGAGCCACCCGGUGGGCGCCAUGACAAUGAUCAUCUGAACUAUAGAGACAUCCGCAUCGUGCCGACUGUCGCAGAGUUGGCAUGCGAAGAUAAGCCCUACCUGCCAUUGGCGAGUGGCGAAAACAACUUUAUCAACGACCCUGUAGCAGCGCUACUGGAUCGGAACUUUCGCCUACUUCGAGAAGAUGCUGUGAGUUCCAUGAGGACCAACAUUGCCGAAUCCGAAACCAAAUGCUGGAAGAACGCCAGGAUUGUCGACAUUCACGUAUCUUCCAAAAAACCGAGGUGGUCGGUUUUCUUUGUCAUUCAGUGUGACAGUAGAUCUGGUGGGGCAUCCAAUUGGAAACGUUUGAGAGCCUUCAUGCAUGGUUCUGUGGUGGCCCUCUGUCGGGGCGGCCGGCCCGUUCGAAUGGGAACUGUCGCGUUGCGCGAGGAUUCUAUCAGAGGGGAGUGGUUGAACGACCCAAACGGACCGAGGAUCGGCGUCUUGUUUGAGUCACAAGAAGAGUUCCGCGAUUCAAUAGAGGAAAUGGUCAAGAAUUGUGCGUGGAAUGACAAUUACUGCAAGUCGAUGGCAGAGCUUUCAGAUGUUGGGCGGAACGAUCCUUACCGCAAUGUACUGGACGAGCGGAUCCAAGUGUGUGCGGCCCAGAUGGAAACGUAUGACUUGGUGGAAGUCUCAAAGUCUUUCUUUGCGUACCAGCCCAUUCUGAGAACGCUGCAAGGGAUGGAUUCGCUCCCGUUGUCGCAUGAACUGACAGGUGCUGGCAUUGCUUCACAAAAACCAGCGUAUCUACCGGAAGAGAUUACGCUGCCCGAAAAGGACUUUGGUGGCGUGCUGUGCGACUUGAGCAACUUUUCUGUGGACAAUAUAGUGGAGCAAACGACACUCGACAAGUCUCAAGCAGAGGCACUCAAACAUACUUUGACUUCCAGCGUGGUCUUGACGCAAGGUCCGCCAGGAACUGGGAAGACUUUCAUCGGAGCCUUGGUAGCACGGAUCAUACGAGAGAAUACCGAUGAGUCUAUUCUCUGUGUGUGCCACACGAAUCACGCCCUUGAUCAAUUCCUGGAACACUUACUGUCCAUGGGAGAGACCCGCAUUGUGCGGAUGGGAGGGCGAUCUAAAUCUGACAAACUUUCUCGUUAUCAGCUGAAAGACCUUGCAAGGUCAAAGUCUCAGAACAGUACCAGUUGUCAAAAGCGUAUCAAACAGGUGCAUGCUCACCUUUACCAAGUCAAAGAAAGCAUCGAAGAGAUCAUUGAUAUUCUCAAGACCCCCCUUGGUUGGAGGCAGCCAUCAGGUGGUAUGGAGGAGUAUCUGGUGCUUGAAGCACCAAAGGUGUACGAGUUCUUCAGAGUUCCGACUGGACCCGAUGAUGGACAGUAUAAUGUGGUGGGCCGGAAGGGCAAAAAACUCAGUAGAGACUUCCUUUGGAACUGUUGGAAGCAGGGCGAAGGUUUUCCUUUGUGGUUGGAGCCGCACAUGUCAAUCAAUCAAAAUCUGAUGAAGGAGUUCUAUGCUUUUUGGAAUCUGACGUUGAACCAGCGUGCAAAGCUGAUCGACGAAUGGAGGCGCGACAUUAUGGGGUCCCAUUGUGACUGCGUGGCCGAUUUCAUGGAGGACUUCAGCCUUCAUGCAGAGGAGGACAAGACUCUCUGUCGCGAGGCAGAGCUCGAAAUCUUACGCUCAGCAAGGGUUAUUGGUGCUACUACAGCGGGAGCUGCGGUUAACCACGACAUUCUAUCAGCAAAAGCAGCGGGCGUAAUAGUAGUCGAAGAGGCUGGAGAAGUGUUGGAAUCCCAUGUGCUGACGGCUCUUGCGGGGGGCACAAGCGAAGGACACAGCAGCAAGCACCUUAUCUUGAUUGGCGAUCACAAACAGCUGCCCCCGAAGGUCGAGAACUACGAUUUGACAACAACGUCUGGGAACGGACUGAACCUGGAUUGUUCCCUUUUUGAAAGGUUGAUUCUCGGUGGUCGACCAUCUGCAGCAUUGGCAGUACAACAUCGAAUGAGACCUACCAUAUCCGCGUUGAUUCGAAGUCAGACAUAUCCGUUGUUGCGGGAUCACGAAUCGGUCUCCGGCUAUCCCGAUGUCAAGGGCGUGAGCGAAAACCUCUUGUUCAUUGAUCACAACAUACCAGAGGACGGCGCUGACGAGGAUAACACAACAACAAAAUCCAACGACUACGAGGCCAACCUGUGUGUGGAGAUUGUUCGCUUCCUCCUUCUGCAAGGUUACAGGACUGACCAACUGGUUGUUCUGACGCCCUACUUGGGCCAGUUACUCUCGAUAAUGAAUAAGCUGAAAAGCAUCCGUGACGUUGAGGCCGUUGUAAGCGACCGCGAUAUUGAGGAGUUGGACGAGCUCGAGGCGGAAGGAAACAGUCAGAGUCCAAGCCAAUCAUUCGCUACUUCAUCAUCGGAAAGGGAAAAGAAAGGCGUUCGGUGCUCGUCGAUAGACAACUACCAGGGCGAAGAAUCCGAUAUUGUUGUCAUAUCACUUGUCCGUUCGAACAAACAGGGCAACAUUGGAUUUAUGAAGGAGAGGCAGAGAGUGAAUGUGCUGCUUUCUCGGGCGCGUCAUGGCAUGUUUCUUGUUGGAAACUCAUCUACAUUGCGAAGUUCAGGGAAAGGAAGCGCUGUCUGGACCCCAAUCCUCGAACAGCUGACAGUCGCAGGGCGCGUGACGAAAGGGCUGCCAACAAUCUGUCAACUGCAUCCAAACGACGAACCAAUCGAGCUCUGUCACCCUAAGGAGUUUCGAGGUUACCGACCGAAUGGUGGCUGCUUGCGUCAAUCAGCAGGUGCGGCAAGUGCAACGGUGAACAUCAAUGCGGUCUUAAAUGUGAAAGAUUAUUGUUCUGCGGGCACCAAUGCGACCGUCCGUGCCACGAGGGCUCGAAGUGCCCACCCUGCAAGAAACCAUGUGGCUCAAGAUGCAGCCAUUCGUCGUGUCCACGGAAAUGUGAAUUUCCAUGUCCUUCAUGUGUGGAACGCUGCGAUUGGCAAUGCAUCCACCAAGGUCAAUGCCCUCUCGUUUGUGGUGCUCCAUGCGCCCGCCUUCCCUGCAAUGAGCGAUGCGUUAAAAUCCUGUCGUGCGGCCACCAAUGCCCUUCGGUUUGUGGCGAAGAUUGUCCCGACUCAUCCUUUUGCCAACAGUGCGGUGCAAACAAGCACUUGA
Seminavis robusta is the source of this 3852-nucleotide messenger RNA. NCBI's taxonomy places the organism in Eukaryota, Bacillariophyta, Bacillariophyceae, Naviculales, Naviculaceae. The record is from the annotation of a GenBank genome assembly.